Molecule: messenger RNA, 1087 nt
Organism: Branchiostoma floridae (Florida lancelet)
Lineage: Eukaryota; Metazoa; Chordata; Leptocardii; Amphioxiformes; Branchiostomatidae
Exons: 2
Coding region: 95-940 (281 amino acids)
Source: RefSeq, a predicted model, not a curated record
CGAAGGUGUCUGAUAGACAUCGAAACGUAAGCUAUGUAAGUACCCACUGGUUGUGUACAAAGAAUUCUCCUUCAUCCUAUAUUCUACCAACCUGAUGAAACUAUUUUCGGAAGUAAGACAAGUAUGUGGACAGACAACGGUCAAGAAAAUUCGUGAACUGGAGUCCCAACAGAAGAAAUUAGCGCGGCAUCGCAACCAUUUAGUUUACAAUCUCCGAUGCAAGGACGAGAGCAUCACCCCUCCCAGCCUUCGACUGAAGACAGGCAUACGCACAAGAAACGCCAAGGACAUUAUACAUAAGGCAGAAAAGGCGCUAGUACGGGAAAGGAUACGGGUAGUCAACAACAAAAUUUUGAACAUCAAGGAAAAGCAACAACGGAUUUCGGAAGAGCUAGAAGCGGAACUUCCAGAAAAUCUACAGGAAGCCGUGCGUUUGCAUGUGAUCAAAUCCGGGGAACGAGAAUUCCAAGUGACGCGGAGCCGCCAUCUUGGAAAGUUCGAGCGCUUACAACAAGCCAACUUACAACAACAACAAGCUUCCGAUAUCGAUUUGUCCGGCACACAGCUGAAGAAAUGGGUGGUGAAUAUCUCCGGGAAGUCUCUGAGUGACAGCCAGACGAAGGUGCUGCAGAAGGGACUGAACUUUGCGGUGACGCCCGACAAGCUCCCCGUAGAAGACUUUGUAGUGGCGACGGAGAGUGCGUGUGCGGGCUUGCCUCUGAGCAGCGCGGAGCAGUUGAGGUCCGAAGUCGCAGGCAUCCUCAAAACAGCGAAACCCCCGAAGAAUAACAUCACCAAGCAAGAAAGAGACGCCUUGAAAGAGCUGAGAAAGGACAAGGACUUACUCGUUCUUCCGGCGGACAAGGGAAAGGCGACGGUUGUUAUGGACAAAUCAGAUUACGAGAAGAAGAGACUCUCAACAUCAUACAGAGAAGACUAGAAGAGGAUAGGGAUCUGAAGAGUCGGACGAACUUAGAGGUAGAUGACAUCAUUGAGCUGCUUUCCUUCAUCGUCACGACCACGUACUUCACCUUCAGGGGUAACAUCUACCAGCAGAAAUUUGGGACAGCAAUGGGGAGCCCGGUAU